Molecule: messenger RNA, 1086 nt
Organism: Scomber scombrus (Atlantic mackerel)
Lineage: Eukaryota; Metazoa; Chordata; Actinopteri; Scombriformes; Scombridae
Product: solute carrier family 66 member 2
Exons: 5
Coding region: 172-906 (244 amino acids)
Biological process (GO): phospholipid translocation; retrograde transport, endosome to Golgi
Cellular component (GO): trans-Golgi network; endosome
Source: RefSeq, a predicted model, not a curated record
GGAACGAGUUGGGAUUUGAAAAGUUGAAGCUGCCAGAGAGCUCGGUGUGUGUUUGGGAAGCAGCAGCAAGUCGUGUGAAUGUGCGGGUGUGUGUUUUUGAUAAGGUGAAGGAAAGUAAAUGAAGGUGCAACCUCCACACCACCUGGACACCCCUGAUCUUCUCUCAGCGUGAUGGAUGCAGAUGUGGGUCUGCAGGAGGAGGAUAUGGAGGGCUCGUGGACGCUGCUGUCCUGGCUGGCGUCCUGCCUCAUGGUGUUUGGGGGAGCCCUGCCCUACGUGCCCCAGUAUCAGGAGAUCCAGAGGAGCAACAACACCGAGGGUUUCUCCACCAGAGUCUGUCUGGUGCUGCUCAUCGCCAACAUCCUGCGCAUCUUCUUCUGGAUAGGGAAGCAGUUUGAACUCACUUUGCUGCUCCAGAGCAUGGUCAUGAUCCUCACCAUGUUUGCCAUGAUCCACCUCUGCUGCACGGUCCAAAACACCAAUCGAGUCAGCACCAAGCAACACCGGCUUUCAGACUUGGACAUUCGCUACUUCUGGAAGUGGAGCGCGUUCGAGGACUACCUGCUCUUCUGUUUCGGCUUCACCGUGCUGAGCGCGGUGGUCACCCUGCUGCUGCUGGACUCGGCUGUGUUCGUGGAGACGCUGGGCUCCCUGGCGGUGAUGUUCGAGGCCAUGCUGGGCCUCCCGCAGCUACUGCAAAACUUCCAAAACCGCUCCACCAAAGGCAUGAGUGUGAAGAUGGUGCUGCUUUGGGCGGCCGGUGACGUCUUCAAGACCACCUACUUUGUGAUGAACGCAAGCCCGACUCAGUUCUGGGUUUGCAGUUCAGUGCAGAUCCUGAUCGACGUGGCCAUCCUGCUCCAGGUCCUGUUGUAUAGCGAGGACACACGCACCAAACUAGGCUGAACUCAGCUGUUGGGUAACAUAAAAAUGCAGGGCUAAGUCCGACAAGUGUGAAAACAUAAAUAAAAUCAGCAAUAAUGUUGAUGGAAUUAUCAGAGGAGACAUUUAGUGCCACAAAAUGGAGAAAACCAAAGUCUUUUUUUUUUUACUGUUUAUGCUCAAUUAGAAAAAUUGUCACAUGGG